GACUGGAUUUCGUCGUGAUGCACGCGCUCGAGCACAUUGGAAUGCUUCUGAUGUCAUCCCAUCGGAGUUGUGAAGCCAUAUUUCCUCACCACCCAAAUAGUGGGACUUGAAGGAAGGAAUCAUCACCGGCCAACAUGAAUCAAGCCGCUGUACUUGGAGGUGUUUUGGUAUUAGCAACGGCCCUUCUUGUGGCCAUAGCUGCUUCUUAUUCCACGAAGCAAGACUCGAAGAAGCCCAAGAAGAAAUCAAUUCAGUCUGACAGGUCGGAGAACGGUGCUAAACCCUUUCAACAAGUUGAAGAUGAAGUUCCAAAGGCCUCUCCAAAGCCAGCUGAAAGUGACUUGCCACCCAAAGAUCUGGGGGGACCCAAAGAGGGUUCCAAAGCAAAUGAUAAUGAUGACGUCCAACAACCUACUACACCAACGCCCUCGGAUUAUUACCCACAGUACAACGACAAUGAGGAGGUCUCUUUUGCUGUGAUAGUCGAGGAGGAAAAUGAUAAGUCCCAUUUGGAAGUUAAUAAGCAGAGCCUUGUUGAAGCUUUUGAUCCUGAAAUGGCCGAACCACUCAAAUCUGAAUUGGAAAAAGCACGGAGUACGGUUGGUGAUUUUAUUGAAAGGGCUAAGGCCAGAGAAUCUCAAAUCAAAGAGGACUUAAGUCAAGUAUCCAAUAACGUCACAGACCAGAUUGAAGCAAUUGCCGAUCAAGUCUCGAAGGACGUGGCGGAUAAAGCAGAAGCGGUUACCGAACAAGCUGAGGAUUGUAUUGCCGACACUCAACCAGUAGUUGAAAAUAGACUUCAGCAAGCUCAAGAGAGUUUUGUAGAAACCGUGGAGCAUGGCAAGGAAGUGGUCAUGGACGUGAUCGAGGGUGCCAAGCAAUAUGUAAGUGAGGUCACUGAGGCUGUCCAAGAUCAGCUCGGAUCCUCCGAUGAAGAAGUUCUUAUCCCAGUCGUCGAAGAUGUCGUCUCGUCCAGUAGAAAAAGUGGCGAUUUCUCUCAGAUUUUCGAUUUGAAGCCUCCAUUUAAAUCCGUUGAAGAGCAAACGCUUGAGGCUCUUUCCUCUCAAAUGGAACAAGAGGACCAGAAGGGGGAAGACUUGGUGGAUAAUCUCAGUGCUGAUUCUAGUCGAGAAACCACACCGGCCUCUCAGCCAACUUCCACUUGGGAUCGGAAUGUAGAGGAACAGUCAGCUCAAGGUGAAUACACUUAUGUUAGGCCCAAGGAAGAUAUUGAAGCUUCGUUCAAUGAGAAAGACCAAGUCAUGGAGGUCAAAGCAAAACUUGAAUUGGGCGCGUCAAAUUCUCAAGAUAAACAGGACUCGGUUAAAGAGGAUCGUGCGGAAGAUGAAGAAAGCGAAUACGAAUAUGAGUAUGAAGAGGAAGAGGAGGAUACUGAGGGGGGCCAAACUGACAGCAAGAGUGACUUCAGCUCCUUUGAGAGGAUUCGUCAUAGUACCAGCCUAGAGGAAUCAGAGUAUUCGAAUGUGUCUUUUAAAGACGGCGAAGAGAAGCCAACAACCGUCCACGAUGAUAGCGCUCAUAAUCAACCACAUGAAACACAAUAAAUGCGAAAUAUGUCAUGCUAGUCUCGAAAAUACUCAAGGAUCGUUUGUUAUAAUAAAAUUGCUGUCUCGAAGUAGAGCAUGCUAAUUCAAACGUACGCCAAUACACAACGUGACCUGUCAAAUUUGUGAGGCUCUGCCAUGCGAUCGGCCAAUCAAAAGGCUU
Messenger RNA from Tigriopus californicus, 1728 nucleotides. Its product is annotated as sodium/potassium/calcium exchanger 1-like. Lineage: Eukaryota; Metazoa; Arthropoda; Copepoda; Harpacticoida; Harpacticidae. The transcript is spliced from 2 exons. The record is from RefSeq and is a predicted model, not a curated record. Bases 135 to 1565 code for a protein of 476 amino acids.